AUGCCUCGAACAUUAUUACUCUGCUUCAUCCACGGAUUUAAGGGGGACGACGAUACCUUCCGAACAUUCCCAAACGAUUUGCAACAGAGAGUAGCCGGCAAACUCCCGGAUCAUAACGUCGAGUCCAUAGUGUAUCCGAAAUAUGACACGAGAGGCGAGUUGGGUCCAUGCUGCUCAUCAUUUCUAUCAUGGCUAAAGGAAAAGGUAAUGGACGUGAGAAAAGCACGUUCUGAGAAGCCCUGGCCGCCUCAUGACAGAGACGUAGGAGUUAUCUUAGUCGCGCAUUCAAUGGGGGGGUUCGUCGCUUCAGACACUCUUUUCCUUAUUCUGAAUGAGCGGAUUGCGCAUGGACAGGAAGGAUCACCAAUCUUCCCCCUAAUCCAGGGGGUUCUAACCUUCGACACACCGUUCAAUGGUCUAGCGCGAUCUAUGUUCGUUUAUGGUGCGUUCUCAAAUUACCAGAAAGUGAGCACUGUUUUCAACGUUAUGACUGCCCUCUCGGCGGCACCGUCGGCUCUCGGGAAGUCUGCCUUCAAGAAGACAGCGGCGCGUGUCUCGUCCACAAAACCAUCCAACCCAGCUUGGAAGGGCUGGCAACUCGUUGCGGUGCGUACCGGUACGGUCGGUGCCAUAGCCGCUGGUGGCGUUGCCGCUUAUGUGCACCGCCAAAAGAUUAUAGAUGGGAUGCGUAGCAUGCGAAACCUCAACAAAGAGUCAGUUAAAGAAGGGUAUCAGCAAAGCAUGGAUACGCUCAGUCAGGGGCUAGCGUAUAUCAACCGCGGAAAUGUCGGAAAGUCAUUUGAAUACCUCUCCGACCACUUCACCUUUGUCGGCACACUCAUGAAGCAACAAGAACUGGCUCGGAGACUAGAACGCAUGGCUGCGCUUCAAGGCAUCGGUAUUCAUGAUUUCUUCACUUCUCUGGGGGAGAAUGGAAUGUGGAGCGGGGGCUACUUCGUACCCGAGCGAACAUUCUGCGCCAUCCCAGUGAAGGAUCAUCAAGCGUACCACAUCUUCUCGCGGCAAGUCAUCAAGAAGGUAGAAGAUGAAGUUCAAGCGCACAUGAGCAUGUUCAUUAGGGACAAAAACGAACAAUACGAUCAGAUGACGGAGGAGGCUAGUAAUCUCGUAAUUCGCUGGUUCAAUGAUGAUUCCAACAUCGUGGAUGAUCCCAAGUUUGCUUCGCCCCCGCCACCAGAGCCCGUUGAGCAACCUGUCACUACGACGGAAGAUGGCCAAGAAGUCCCGAUAAUAGAUAAGGACACCGAGUCAACGCUGAAAGAAAUGGAGGACGAAGGUCAGGACGACAGUGAACUUCCCGAUACAUCACCGUUGGACAUUACUGCUGCUGCAUCUGUCGUCCCAUUGCCCGACAGCGACGAGGAAUUCACGCAAGACGACGAAACCACAGAGGCGAGGAAAAGCACAUACAUGCGAUACCUCAUGCAAGUUGCACAGCAAGCAGGAACCGGGGUUAAGUCUUACGUACCAACUAGAAUGCCCGAGAUGCCUCAAAUCCCGUCGGGGUCUAGCUUCAAGUCAUAUCUCCCUACGCAAAUGCCACAGAUGCCGAGUAUACCGAAACCAUCUGUCAAUAUGUUUUCCAAGAAACAAGAGCCGGCGGCUUCUGAGACAGAUAAACCCGUAGAAACGUCAGAACCCGAAGCCACCGGAGAAUCCACCGGCGGGAGGGAGAGAGCGGAUAGUGGAGUGCACCUUAGUUCGGAGCCUACCGGGUCAACCGAGCUUCGUCAAGACCCUGACACGAUGGAAGAACCGACCAUAGCGGCAGCUAAAUAAGAGAUAGGGGACAGGAUGCUAAGGUCCAUAGAUGUGUUUGGGGAUGUUUUGCGUUAGAUGCGUAAGGUACCUGCCUACAGAGUAUCUACAGUACUCACCUGCAUAAUACAGAACGGAAUACGAUGAAGUCAGAUUCAGUA
Messenger RNA from Annulohypoxylon truncatum, 1940 nucleotides. RefSeq lists its product as uncharacterized. Bases 1 to 1800 code for a protein of 599 amino acids. The record is from RefSeq and is a predicted model, not a curated record. Lineage: Eukaryota; Fungi; Ascomycota; Sordariomycetes; Xylariales; Hypoxylaceae. The transcript is spliced from 3 exons.